CAUAGUGUCGUUUCAUCUUCUAAUUGCAUGGCAUGUGUUUAAUUAAGCCAUAUAAUUUCUGCAUGCACAAGGAAUAUAAAGAUCAUAACUGUAGGUAUACGAAAUACUGCUACAUGUGGUUUGCCAACAAACCGUAAUCACUAGAGUACAUCUGAACGAAACAAAAUUAUGAAAAUAAUGUCUUUAGAUAAUGGUGUUCUAAGGGCCAACUUGAUUUCAUCACUAGGGUGGCCUGUUGCCAGUAGAUAUGAUGGUAUCUCUAAGAUUUAGGGGAUUCAGUGUCUUCACUCCAGAGUGUUUAGGUUUAGGUGUAUUUUACAAUCAGCAAUAUUAAAAUUAUAUUUUAACUGGCCCAUCUAAAAGGUCUAAGUUCUUUAUCACAGACAAUUUUAAGCCUCCUUAGCAAAAUUUAUUAUAAAUGAUAUCAUUUUAUGUUUGUUUACAUCUGAAGCAUUUAACAUGCUAAUAGAUAAGUGUCACCAAAAUGUUAGGUGAGCUACAGGCACUAAUAAUUGGUUGUUGCUACUUCUCCUUAGAUCCCCCCUUGAAAGAAGAAGACUCGACCUUGAAGAUCCUUCUAGCGGCAAUUAGUGGAGCAGUUCUGGCCGUGAUCCUCUUGAUCGUCAUCUGCUGGCAUGGCCCAGGAUGCAUCAGAUCAGCACACGUUUCAGGAAAUGGACAGACAUUAUUGGUGAGUGCUAGCGAUGUCCAGGGCAGAGUGAAGAAGCUGUCAUGUGUCCUUCGACAGAACCUGCAUGUCGACGUCCACUACGAUCAGGAACAACUACAGCACAUCACAGCAGGGACCGGACUGGCGAAAUGGUUUGAGGACAAGGCAAAGAAUUCUAACAUCCUAGUUGUUUGCUCCAAGUUAGGAAAAGAAAUAUCGGAAAAGAAACAAAGGGAAAAUUAUUUCUACCAGGCUCUGGAACAGAUUGGACAAAAUCUGCAUUAUCCAGCCGUGUAUAUUUUGUAUGUUUUGAUGGACAUCAUGAGCAUAUAG
Molecule: messenger RNA, 1003 nt
Organism: Haliotis rubra (blacklip abalone)
Lineage: Eukaryota; Metazoa; Mollusca; Gastropoda; Lepetellida; Haliotidae
Exons: 2
Coding region: 485-1003 (172 amino acids)
Source: RefSeq, a predicted model, not a curated record